Lycium barbarum (goji berry) is the source of this 1808-nucleotide messenger RNA. Its product is annotated as pentatricopeptide repeat-containing protein At1g62930, chloroplastic-like. The record is from RefSeq and is a predicted model, not a curated record. The transcript has 2 exons. NCBI's taxonomy places the organism in Eukaryota, Viridiplantae, Streptophyta, Magnoliopsida, Solanales, Solanaceae. Gene Ontology annotation, molecular function: protein binding. The coding region runs from base 50 to 1219 and encodes 389 amino acids.
CUUAGCAAAAGGGGUCAUACUCAAAAAAACUUUAAGUUUGCUCCGGUUAAUGGAGCAAGGAAACACUAAGCCCAACAUCAAUAACUACAACAUUGUUAUAGAUGCGCUUUGCAAAGAUAGAAACGCAGAUGCUGCCGUCACCCUUUUGAACGAGAUGAAGCAGAAAGGCAUUCCUCCUAACAUAGUCACAUAUAAUUCAUUAAUUGAUGGUUUGUGUAAGCUUGGUCAGUGGGAAAAGGUUACAACUUUGUUCUCUGAGAUGGUGGACGUUAAUAUUUAUCCAGAUGUGUGUACCUUCAACAUAGUGAUAGCUGGUCUAUGCAUAGAAGGGAAAGUCAAAGAUGCCGAGGAAGUAAUGAAACACAUGGUCGGAAAAGGUGUAGAGCCUGAUAUUAUCACAUACAAUGCGAUAUUGGAUGGAUAUUGUUUGCAUGGUCAACUAGAUAGAGCGAGGAGAAAUUUUGAUCUCAUGAUAGAGAAGUGCAUUGAGCCUAACAUUAUUAGCUAUAACAUACUAAUAAAUGGAUACUGUAAACAAAAGAAAUUGGGGGAGGCCAUGCAAUUGUUUCGUGAAAUUUCUCAAGAGGGAUCAAAGCCUGAUAUUAUUACCUACAAUACUGUCUUGCAAGGUCUGUUUGAAGUUGGAAGAAUUGGUGAUGCAAAAAAGUUCUUUGAUGAGAUGCUAUCUACGGGGCUGAUACCUGAUCUGUACACUCAUUGCACUUUGCUCAAUGGUUAUUUUAAGUACGGACUUGUUGAAGAAGCUAUGUCACUCUUUAAUAAGUUGGAAAGAAAGAGAGAAAUUACUCAUAUUAAAUUUUACAAUUUUGUCAUUAAUGGAUUGUGCAAAAAUGGUAAACUCGACAAAGCUCGUGCUAUUUUUGAGAAGCUUUCUCCAAUUGGAUUGCUUCCGAAUGCAAGAACAUACAAUUCAAUGAUAAAUGGGUUUUGUCUAGAAGGGUUGAUAGAUGAAGCCAAUGAUAUGCUAAGAAAAAUGGAGGAGAGCGGUUAUUUGUCAGAUGACAUCACUUACAAUGUUAUUGUGCGAGGAUUUCUCAGGUGCAGAAAAACUAGUGAAAUGGCAACAUUCAUGAAAGAAAUGGCUGGAAGGGGCUUCUCAUUUGAUGCAAAUACAACUGAGUUACUGGUAAAUGUUAUUAGGGAGAAUCCUUAUGUCCUUUAUAUGAUACCUGAGCUUCACUCGAUAAAUAAGAAGUGAAUACUUUAGAACAUUGCUUGAGCUUUCUAGAGACUAUAUGACAGGAAUGUGUCCGCUGGAGAUGUUGUCCGUGUUGUUGCAAGUGCGUGCCGGGAUAAGAUGAACCCUGAAAAUGCUUAAAUACAAGGAUGUUACUAUAUAAUGAUGACAAGCAUGGAUCUUGAAAAUAAGUGGAUGAAGAAGAUGGAAGCCAGUUUCUUUUUACGUUUUAAAUGCCAAUUUACCCUGGGUCAUCCUGAAGGCUUACUCUUAUUAGGUUGUGUAAAAUAUUACAUUAAUAUCAGAGGUCCGAAAUGUAGUAAUGUUGAAUCACAAAUCUUCUACACGGAAAUGCAAGCAAUAUAUAUAGGUUUCCAUAUUGUGCUUUUUUCUGUCUAGGUACGACGCGAAUGCACCGCAAUCGCAAACUAUGACGUAAGCUCAAUCACUUGGUCUGAGGUAGUAAGCUCAAUCACUUGGUCUGAGGUAGUAUGCCCCAUGGCGUUCACCUCAUCAAAAUGUCAAUAUCAUGGGCAUCCACCUUAGACAGCCCUGACAGAGAAGGGUUAUUUUGAACCGUUUAGAUAAAAGCGGGUUAAAUUUGUUCGGA